Molecule: messenger RNA, 1221 nt
Organism: Trypanosoma conorhini
Lineage: Eukaryota; Euglenozoa; Kinetoplastea; Trypanosomatida; Trypanosomatidae
Product: putative serine incorporator
Exons: 1
Coding region: 1-1221 (406 amino acids)
Cellular component (GO): membrane
Source: RefSeq, a predicted model, not a curated record
AUGACCGAGGACGGGAGCAAAAUGGCUUCGGCGUCUGGCAGCAACUCGCUCUUCGCCCCGGGUGUGAUACUGCGGGUGCAGUACGCCAGUUACCUCUUCGUUGGCCUCAUCGCCACGAUGCUCCUGCGCGGGUCUCUUGCGGGUGCCUUCAGCAAUAUCUCCAUCCUUAAAAAAGGCUGCGAAUUCGCCACCAGCGCCUCGAGCGACUUCUGCACUGCAGAGGUGCUCGUCUACCGCGUCAGCUUUGCGCUGGCGGUGUUUUUCUUUCUGCACCUGCUCUCCGUCUCUGACCUUACGUGCUGCGUUUCCAGCGAGGCACGGGCGGAGUUUCAGCGGCGCUUUUUCUACGCAAAAUCAAUUCUUCUUGUGGGGUUGUUUGUCGCCACUUUUUGGAUUCCAAACAGCUUCUUCGGCAUCUACGCCUACGUAUGCCUCUUUGCCUCCGCGUUGUUUCUCCUGCUCAGCGUCGUCUUCCUCGUGGAUUUCAGCUAUCAGUGGAGCGAGGAUUGGGGGCGCCGGAGCGAUGCGGCCCCGAAGUGGAUGUGGUACCUGCUGGGCAUGGCGGUCCUCUGCUACUUGGGGGGCGUUGGCGUGAACGUUGCCGCGUUCGUCAUGUACGUCCCACACGCGGACUGCAACUACAAUGCGUUUGCAAUCACCAGUGUGCUCGUGAGCGCCCUCGUUUUCACCGUACUGUCCAUUUGGCUUCCACAUGGCUCGAUUGUUCCCAGCGGCAUCGUAUUUCUGUACACCAGUUCCGUCAUGUUUUUUACCCUUCGCACUGGCACGGAUGUGCACUGCAACCGCAUUGCUGUGCCCGAGGGCGAGGCCGGCUCGCUGAAGCAGCUGCUCAUCGCGAGCGUCGUCAGCAGCUUCGCACUCGGCUACAGCGUCGUGUCUUCCGGGGGCAACGGCAGCGCACUUGGCAUCGGCCGCACCGAGGACGGCGAGGAGGAGGACCCUGACGAGGUUGGGCACCUGAGCCAAUACAUGUUCUUUCACACCACGAUGGUGCUGGGCGCGAUGUACCUUGCGAUGCUGGCCACCGGGUGGCGCGUGGGCGGCUUAGGCGAGGAUGCCCUGCUGGGAAGCAUCAACGUCGCCUUUUGGGUGCGCACCGCGACCGUGUGGGUGGCGGUGCUGCUGUACGUCUGGUCCCUCCUGGCGCCGUACUUUUGCUGCAGAGACCGCGACUUCGGCUACAGCGUGGAGGACUGGUGA